This is a messenger RNA of Uloborus diversus, 2558 nucleotides long. RefSeq names its product leucine-rich repeat-containing protein 4C-like. The transcript has 2 exons. The record is from RefSeq and is a predicted model, not a curated record. Gene Ontology annotation, molecular function: protein binding. The coding region runs from base 80 to 1588 and encodes 502 amino acids. Lineage: Eukaryota; Metazoa; Arthropoda; Arachnida; Araneae; Uloboridae. Gene Ontology annotation, cellular component: plasma membrane.
GGGGAAUGUGAUGCCAUCAAAGAUAUGACUUCUGAACAUGGAAUAGGUCUAUAGCAGACACAGAUUCAAUAAGAGCAUCAUGAUAUUUUUAGUGUUAUUUAGUGUGUUGCUUGGAGUAUGGAACUGUAGGUCACAAAUGAUCCUGAAUGACAUGUCCUGGAUCAAUACCUGUCCAUCUGAAUGUGAAUGUCAAUACUCACAAUCAUCACAAAUGUUUUUGUCCAAAUGGAAAACGGAAAACAAUGACGAGCACCUAAUCAAGAGCGCAGUGUGCGUUUUUAAUAAUCACAACAUCAACUUCACACACAGACUUUCUGACGACAUCGAAUCAAUCACAUUUCUUCAAGAAAACGACACACAAACAAUAUUCACCAACGACAUACUGAAGCAUUUCCAGAAAGUUCAAAGCAUUGAUUUGCAAGGAUCGCUCAAUAGUGCAACAGUUCACAUCACGAAUAGUGUGUUUCACAACCUCGAACACCUGAAGUUUUUGGCACUCCAAAGAGUGGACAUGACAGGAGCACAAAAAGCUUUUGCAAAGCUGUCGGAGUUGGAAGUCCUAUACGUUAUCCAUUGCACAAUUGGAUAUCUGAAAUGGGAAAUGCUGGAUGGCCUACUGAAACUCAAAGAACUUUAUCUACUACAAAGCGGAAUCAAAGAGCUGUACGGAUUUGCAUUCUACGGAACACCGGAACUAAGGCGACUGUUUCUGUCGCACAACGAUCUGCUGUCAGUCGAUGCUGACGCAUUUGUUGGUCUGCUGAAGUUAGAAUAUCUAGAUUUGAGCAAUAACCAAAUUGAUCAUUUAUCAGGUUUAACGUUCCCUCCUCUGCCACAUCUACAAUGGUUAGAACUGAAGCACAAUCCGAUAAAAGUCAUAUUCCCCCACUGCUUCCAAUUCCUGAAUGGAACUCAACAUCUAACCUUAGGGCACAAACAGCAGCCAGUCCAUCUGAUGAAAUUCAGUUUCCGUGGUCUGUAUUCUCUUAAGUUCCUACACAUUCCCAACAUAGACAAUGACAUACUGAUAGAACACAUGUUUUAUGACUUGCGUGCACUGAUGCACUUAAACUUGCAAGGAAGAAUAAAAAUCAUAAAUAACAGAGCAUUCAACGGAGCGCACAAGUUGUUGAAGAAAUUAAUCUUGCACAAUUGCCAAUUGCAAAAAUUGUAUAAAGAUUCAUUUCAUGGCUUAGAAGUUUUGCAGGUUUUAGAUUUAUCUUUAAACAAUUUGCAGAGUUUGGAAGAGGAAACAUUCAGACAUCUAAAAUCCAUCCGACAUAUUCUGUUACAUAAUAACAAAUUGAAGCAAAUGCCGAGUGAACUAUUCUUUGAAAACCAUCAACUGCAAGCUAUUUCUUUACAUGGAAACCCUUGGAAUUGUUCAUGCAACAUGAAAGAUUGGAAAGAAAACAUCGUUAUGUCGAAUUAUAUAGAGCCAAUUGCUGAAAACUGCACAAAUCAAUACAACUGCACUGAGGAAAUGGUACCCAUAACUGAUAUAAACACAUCGCCUGUCUGCGAAAGUCCAGUUAUUUACAAAGGAGAAGAGUUAUUCACAGUUCUAAAAAGAUUAAACUGUCAAUGAAAAUGAAAAAUAAAUUUCAAACAGUUUUGAACAAUAUAAAGUGUUAGAUAAACAAAUGCUUUGGUUAAUUGUAAUAGUACAUGGCAAUAUACUUGUUCUAUGUUUUUCAGUCUAAGUAAAACAAUGACCUUCAGUGAAGUGAAGACAACCUUAAUAAAGCGAAGGUCAAUGAAUAAAAAAGUACCUUUCCUUAUUUCAGUAACAAUCAAAUCUAACAAUGUCUUACAUAACUAACAAGUAAUCCUCCCCAAAUGUCACUCACCGAUUGGAAUAAAACAUUGCACUCAGAUAGAAUACAUAAAAAUGUUAAACCUGUGGCUUUUCUUUUUUUUUUGGCAAUAAACACUUUUAACGGUGGGAAAUGCACCCUUAAAUAUUGUGUUACUGGGACAAUAGAAAGUGCAAUACACUACAUAAUUCUUUUAUUUUAAAGUUUAACAGUAAAAUUCAAGCAACGAAUAAAAAUUUCAAAAAAUUAUACUUUAUAACAAGAAAACAAACAAAAGUUGAAGUAUUUCAGAAUGUUUCUGAAAAAAUUUUUUACCCAGAGAGAAGGUUUAAUCUACAAAAUAGAAUUUACAGAAAAUCCUAAAGCAUGCAAACUUAAGUUUGUUUUUCAUAUUGUAAAAUAACAUUUUUUUUCUUUUGAAUACUUAAUCAUUCUUAACUUUUUGUAAUUAAAAUUUAAAGCAUAAGAACAUAUUGCAUCCUCUAAUAUUUGAACAACGAAAUUUUUAAGGGGUGAAUCUCAUCCGUCUAAAAGUGUCUAUUACUGAUUUAUAAAAAAAAAAAAAAAAACAAGAGUUUAAUAUUUCAAAGUGUACUAUCCAAAGUUUUAUUCCAAAUAAUUUAGUGACCUUUGGGUAUGGUUAUUUGUAAAUGUAAGGGACGACCAUUAUGACAUAACUUUUAAUAUUUAUAAACAUGUAAUCAACAAAUUAUCAAUUUUGUGCUUAUAUAAUAAAAUGUA